GGCCAGCCUUGCCCUCACAGCCCCUCAGAGCAGCCCGUCAGGAGGCAGCAGACGGAUCAAUGGUCAAGCCGGGGGGGAUUUGCUCUGCCACAGGCUACUGGAAAGCAGCUUUUUGCCUCACAGACCUCCACAAAAUGCCUUAUUUUACAAGACUCAUUUUGUUCUUGUUUUGCCUGAUGGUCCUCGUGGAGAGCAGAAAGCCCAAGAGGAAGCGAUGGACAGGGCAGGAGGAAAUGCCCAAGCCAAGUCACUUACAUAAGAAGAACCUUGAUGUGACCAAGCUCCGGAAGGGAAAGCCUCAGCAGCUUCUCAGAGUGGACGAGCACGACUUCAGCAUGAGGCCCGCCUUUGGAGGCCCUGCCAUCCCGGUGGGCGUGGACGUGCAGGUGGAGAGCCUGGACAGCAUCUCCGAGGUGGACAUGGACUUCACUAUGACCCUGUACCUGCGGCAUUACUGGAAGGAUGAGAGGCUAGCUUUCUCCAGCGCCAGCAACAAGAGCAUGACCUUCGAUGGCCGGCUGGUGAAGAAGAUCUGGGUCCCUGAUGUCUUCUUUGUUCACUCCAAAAGAUCGUUCACUCAUGACACCACCAGUGACAACAUCAUGCUGAGGGUGUUCCCAGAUGGACACGUGCUGUACAGCAUGAGGAUUACGGUCACUGCCAUGUGCAACAUGGACUUCAGCCACUUUCCCCUGGACUCCCAGACCUGUUCUUUGGAGCUGGAGAGCUAUGCCUAUACAGAUGAAGAUCUGAUGCUGUACUGGAAGAAUGGGGAUGAAUCCCUAAAAACAGAUGAGAAGAUCUCCUUGUCUCAGUUUCUGAUUCAGAAAUUUCACACAACUUCCAGACUGGCCUUCUACAGCAGCACUGGCUGGUACAACCGUCUGUACAUUAACUUCACGUUGCGUCGCCACAUCUUCUUCUUCUUGCUCCAAACAUAUUUCCCCGCCACUCUGAUGGUCAUGCUGUCCUGGGUGUCCUUCUGGAUCGACCACAGAGCUGUGCCCGCCAGAGUUUCACUGGGUAUCACGACGGUGCUGACCAUGACCACCAUCAUCACGGGCGUGAAUGCCUCCAUGCCGCGCGUCUCCUACGUCAAGGCCGUGGACAUCUACCUCUGGGUCAGCUUCGUGUUCGUGUUCCUCUCGGUGCUGGAGUACGCGGCUGUCAACUACCUGACCACCGUGCAGGAGCGCAAGGAACGGAAGCUGCGGGAGAAGUUCCCGUGCAUGUGUGGAAUGCUUCAUUCAAAAACCAUGAUGCUGGAUGGAAGCUACAGUGAGUCUGAGGCCAACAGCCUGGCUGGGUACCCCAGAAGCCAUAUCCUGACGGAAGAAGAAAGGCAAGACAAAAUAGUGGUCCACCUGGGCCUGAGUGGUGAAGCCAAUGCUGCCAGAAAGAAGGGGCUUCUGAAGGGCCAGACGGGUUUUCGUAUCUUCCAGAAUACCCAUGCCAUUGACAAAUACUCUAGAUUGAUAUUCCCUGCCUCCUACAUAGUUUUCAACUUAAUUUAUUGGUCAGUGUUUUCCUAGGGGCUCCAAGGCUGUUCCUAGAAGAGGGCAUAGACAUCGAGGGGGCCUGGCCAGUCAUUGACAGACGGACUUGUUGACCACACGCCCCUCACCAGACAAUGCAGCAGCUACUGGACCACCCUGAGCAGCAGUCAUCUCUCAGAGAAGUCCAAGAGCCCUCCAGCUGCCCUGACCCCAGAUCUUGUGGGGCUGCUCCAUGUUCAUGCUAUGUCUCGCGUCACACUUCACGUCUCCCUGGGACCUUCUGUUCUUGUGUGUGAACUAGUUCACAAGAACUCCCCUCCUAUAAACAAGGACUCAAAUGCCUCCUAGACAUUCUUAGAUCCUCAGAUUGCCUAGGAGUCAGCUGUGGAGGGAAAAGGAAAAACUGAAGUGCAAGCUUAGGGGCAUUCUGGUUAGAAGAUAGGAAAUUAAGAACAAAAAACACCCUAUAAACCCGUAGAACUGGAUUAAGUGCCUACCUAGAAGGGAAAAGAGCUCAGAUCCCAGACAGGAAAUGAUUUGGCCUGUGGGAGUAUGGCAACCCACAGGAUUUUGCAAUAUUAGAGGAGAUCAUUCAUUUAUCCAUCCAUUCAACCAUUCAUUAAAUAUUGAGGUCCCACUCUGUGCCAGGUACUGCGGAAAUGAAAAAAUAGUCUCUUUCCUUAGAGAUCUUCUCUAAGGUGUGCUCAUUCUACAUAUGGCAUGAUGUACUCUGCUCUUUCCCCUCCUUCAACCCCGCUUACCCCACAGACCCAUUCUGUUUGCUGUUGCUUUUACUCUUAGGCAUAUAAGGCAGGGUCCAGGAGAGGCCAGGUCCAGAACUUUCAACUGUCCUCCUCCAGUGAAGUUACAUAGGUAGCACUAAUUUUGCCCAGCAAUGACAUGCAGCAAUGUGCAUGGAGUAUUGCCAGCCAGAGAAACUCACCCAAGCUCACCACGGUGUAUGGUUUUUUUCAUUGGGGUCAGUCAUGGAUUUAUGGCUGAUUGCCCACAUGGCUGGCUUUAGUCUUUUUCCCCUCCAGAGGUUAAGCUGGUACCUUGAGGUCCAGGGCACCUAUCGUAAAUCACAUUGUUGGCAUAGACUAUCUGGUGUAGCCCAAGGCCCCAGUAGACAAAGACCCUUCUAUCUCAUGGGACAUUCCAAGGGCAUAGAGGUUGCCUCCUAGUAAAGGUUAGUCCUUUACUACACAGCAACUCUUGUCAAUUCCCUAUUGUUAAUGUUAAUUGCAGUGUUACUAUUAUAUAUUCAGGCAAUAAACAUUUUAAAGUAUCUCUGCACUAGGUAGAUUGGGGUCCAAAUUAAGAAUAAGAGUAGUCAAAGCUCUCAGAGAAGGAACUAGCACAGGAAAUACCACACGAAUAUCUAUAAUACAAGAUUAAGAGUGUUUAGUGCCUCAGUAACAUUUCAGUGUGAGAUGGGAAUUCCAAGGGAGGAAAAACAGUCCCACCAGGGAGACGGACCUCAUGGAGAAAGCAGCCCUGAGAUGCCCCUUGAAGGUCAGGGUUUUAAGAAGAAGAAAUGGGGCAGAAUACAUCCUAGAUCUGGGCUGUCUCAUAUGGUAGCCACUAGCCACAUGCCUAUUUAAAUUUAAAUUAGUUAAAAUUAAAAAUAUUAGCCAGGUGUGGUGGUGUGUGCCUGAGGUUCUUAGCUACUCAGGAGGCUGAGGCGGGAGGAUCGCUUGAGCCCAGGAGUUCCAGGCUGCCGUGAGCUGUGAUCAAGCCACUGCAGUCCAGCCUGAGUGACAGAGCGAGACCCUAUCUCUAAAAUAAUAAUAAUUAUUAUGUAAAUUAGUUGAAGUUAAAUAAAAUUGAAAACUCAGUUCCUUGGUUACACCAUCCACACUCAAGUGGGCUCAGUAAGCACAGUUGUUAGUAGCUGCUGCACUGGGCUGGGCAGACCUAAAGACCAAGAAGCUCUACCAGCCAAGAGACCAGCUUGAGCAGACGCACAGGGAGAACGGGAAGGUUUGCCAUUGCAGAGAACAGGGUUUGUGGGCAAGUCAUUCAUUUUGGCAGGAUCCUAGGCUGUGAGAAGAGGAGGUGAGAGACUAGCUUUUUCCACAACACUAGGGAUCAAGGCAGGUCCCCACCAUGCCGGUGCUUAUGAGGACAGCUUCGCCACUACGGAGCUGCUGGACCCAAGACUACUAGAUUUCCCAGUCUCAUAGACCAGUGAAGAGCAAAAGUGCAUAAAUAUGGGUAAUUGGGUGGUACAGGGCAUCUGGACUUGUUUAGAAACCUUUUUUUUUUUUUUUUUUUUUCUGAGACAGAGUUUCACUCUUGUUGCUCAGGCUGGAGUGCAAUGGCUUGAUCUCGGCUCACCACAACCUCUGCCUCCUGGGUUCAAGCGAUUCUCCUGCCUCAGCCCCCGAGUAGCUGGGAUUACAGGCAUGCGCCACCACGCCUGGCUAAUUCUUGUAUUUUUUAGUAGAGAUGGGGUUUCUCCAUGUUAGUCAGUCUGGUCUUGAACGCCCGACCUCAGGUUAUCUGCCUGCCUCAGCCUCCCAGAGUGCUGGGAUUACAGGCAUGAGCCACCACACCCAGCCAGAAACCUUUUAUCUCUAGAGACUCUCCCAGGCCACAGUGCUGCUCAAAGAAUGAUAAUUUGAUUGUCAUUAAAUAUAUCAUAUUGCUUUGCUUGUAAGUCUUAUUUAAUUCCAACACUUCGCUUCUGACUGCAUUGUUUUCAUGAAUUAUGGCUCAUAUAACAUAGUUGCCUGUUCACAAAUUAAAACAAAUAUUAUUUUUGCUAGCUUCUAUGUUAAACUGGAGUUAAUUCUAUAGCAGACAUAUUUAGAAUCAUAAACAGUGUUUUAUCAUGCAGGGCCAUGAUACAAUGACACCAUUGUAUUUAGCAUUGCCUUAUUACAGUAUAAUAGUCUGACACUACUUGAGAAAAGUAGGAAAUGUAAAGAGGUCAAGUGGAGACAACAUCGGUAGGAGUAGAAAACAGGAACUAAGGAAAUAGUGAGAACGUGGGGUGAUUCACCCUGGAGGCAGGAAGACAGAGAAGCAAACACAAUUGUUAUCAGGAAUGCAUGAAUGAUACUUUACUUCACUGAAUCUAAGACAUGGUGAAAUGUAAGAUGCACCCAUAUUUUAUGUACUGAGAAAAAAAUACUAAUAAUCAAAUUCUGGAAUGCUAAUGAUUAUAAUAUGAAUCCUGAUUUCACCAAUAAUAUGAAUCCUGAUUUCACCAAUAUGAAACUGUGAAAAAAUGUUAAUGUUACAAUAAAAGAAAUGGGUUUUAUACAAAAA
Molecule: messenger RNA, 4772 nt
Organism: Symphalangus syndactylus (siamang)
Lineage: Eukaryota; Metazoa; Chordata; Mammalia; Primates; Hylobatidae
Gene: GABRR2
Product: gamma-aminobutyric acid type A receptor subunit rho2
Biological process (GO): monoatomic ion transmembrane transport
Cellular component (GO): membrane
Molecular function (GO): extracellular ligand-gated monoatomic ion channel activity; GABA-A receptor activity
Source: RefSeq, a predicted model, not a curated record